AUGCCUCCUUGCUCAGUGCCUCUCUGGCUGGUAGCCAUACCCUGUUGGCCAUCAUGCACCCUCUCUUAUGGCGACACAUUUUCAUCUCUUACUGUAAAAGACUGCUAUGCCGAUGAUGUUGACUUUGGCAAUUUCAGUUAUGACGAAGAAGAGGACAAUGCCUUCCCUGUCAUUGCACCACAAUUUCGUCAUCUCGGCCUCAAGAUAUGGUACAGUAUUCCUCGACUAGAAGUCUUGGAAAUGGAAGCCGGAGACGGAAGGGCUUGGUAUGUGGACGAAAGAAAGGGAGGAGGCAAGUGGGGAGAGAAUAUCGUUUAUUUUUUCGAAACCAAUGCAUUACACAACCUCACGGAGCUCGGUUUGAACCUUAAGUAUGAACCGGAACUGUUCGGCAAACUACUUGCUUCAGCAGGAAUCGCGUCGUCUCUCCUCCAGCGACUCUACAUUGGCACAUCUAGGCCAUGGGAUAGGAGAGAGGACUUUGAGGCCGCAUUUCCAAGAGCUGGAAAUGAUGGCGGUCGUUCCCCUGUAAGGUUUCGUUCUUUUGAUGCGCUGCGAGAGCUUUAUCUGCCGUGUGAUGGAAUCAGUUUUGAGCAGCUGGCUAUCUAG
Molecule: messenger RNA, 609 nt
Organism: Guyanagaster necrorhizus
Lineage: Eukaryota; Fungi; Basidiomycota; Agaricomycetes; Agaricales; Physalacriaceae
Exons: 6
Coding region: 1-609 (202 amino acids)
Source: RefSeq, a predicted model, not a curated record